AUCCGUUUUCCCGUCAUGCAGUUCUCGAAACAUGGUAGCCGAUAACUUUCAUAACAUUGAUGUUUGUGUCGCACACUGCUGAAGUUUCGCAGCUGUGAGUCUGGUAGUGGAUCCGGAUAAUGCCUAAGUACUACGAGGAGAAGGAGGAGGACCUGCGGGCCUGCGCCGGCAUCAGAGAGGACUUCAAGGCCUGCCUGCUCCAGCACGACUGCGUGGUAAAGGAGGGGAAAAUGCCCAGCGAGUGUUUAAAGGAAGGCCACUGCAAAGCCCUGCAGACGUCGUUCUUUGAGUGCAAGAGGUCAAUGCUGGACACAAGGUCUCGGUUCAGAGGAAGGAAAGGAUACUGAGCAACCACUGUGGGACAACCGAGUGCUGAUUCUGCAACAAUGUUGAGUGGAUACCAGAUUAGCAAUUGUAAAUACUGAUUAAAUUCAGUCCAGAUCGCUCUUUUCAAAUGCCUGCGUGUGCAGGAUAUGCUCAUUUCGAAGGGCACUGCUUCAUGAGUCUGAACUGGCGUGGGAAAUGACUGGGGACUGCUGAAUCUUUGAAAACAUGCUGGCAAACUGUGUGGAGCAGAUUACUCAUUACUGGCUCCUUGCAGACAUGCCAAGUACUGCCCAAACACUGGGGCUCUGACACACAGGAGUGUGGCACUUCUUUAAGUCUUGCAAAAAAUGUUAAUAUAUUAACAUUCAGUGACUGUGAGUGUGUGUGUGUGUGUGUGUGUGUGUACUGUGUUGUUGAAAAUAAACACUUAAAUACAACAAGA
Molecule: messenger RNA, 769 nt
Organism: Myripristis murdjan (pinecone soldierfish)
Lineage: Eukaryota; Metazoa; Chordata; Actinopteri; Holocentriformes; Holocentridae
Gene: coa5
Product: cytochrome C oxidase assembly factor 5
Exons: 3
Coding region: 120-347 (75 amino acids)
Biological process (GO): mitochondrial respiratory chain complex IV assembly
Cellular component (GO): mitochondrion
Source: RefSeq, a predicted model, not a curated record